Cololabis saira (Pacific saury) is the source of this 4320-nucleotide messenger RNA. It is a transcript of the gene tmem198aa, whose product is annotated as transmembrane protein 198a. The coding region runs from base 507 to 1685 and encodes 392 amino acids. Gene Ontology annotation, cellular component: plasma membrane; cytoplasmic vesicle. NCBI's taxonomy places the organism in Eukaryota, Metazoa, Chordata, Actinopteri, Beloniformes, Belonidae. Gene Ontology annotation, biological process: positive regulation of canonical Wnt signaling pathway. The record is from RefSeq and is a predicted model, not a curated record. The transcript is spliced from 7 exons.
GCGCACAUUCGGAGCGUUUAGGAGGGAGCUAAUUGGUUGCAUGAUGUAAACAUGGAAUAAAAUUCGCAAGGCGGCAUUUCCUUUUCCCAACGCACUUCGCCAUUAAUGACGAUUAAUAAUACAUGAGGUGCUGGCUACCAAUUACGGGUCUGUCUCUACAACUCAGGACAGGCAGAGAGUGGAAAAAAAUUGAAGCCAAGAGUGCAGAAGAGGAGAGAGGAGUUCAGCUUUGUUGCAUCCUCGCUUCAGGGUUUUCUGGAGUUGCUUGGUGGCUCUGGAGCGAACCUGGUUCGCCCGAACCCAGUGCUGGCUUGUUCAAGCGACCAACGAGGUUCCGAGGGCUUUAUUCUCCUUUUGGAUCCGAGAGUGACAAAAGAGCACGCCAAUAUGUUGCAUUUCUGAGGAUGUCACAUCUCCAUGGGUGAGGCCCGCUGAUCCAGUAAUCCCUGCGCACACACCCCUCCGCCCCUUACCUCUGCCCUCGGACGCAGCCCUCUCCAGUCACCAUGACUUCCACCAGCCAGCUGUUGGGUUUGGCUGACGUGGGGCUGAAGUGUGACCAGGAGAUUGAGAGGAGAUAUGAGAUCGUGCCCUCGGUGGUCUGCUCCAUGUGCUGCCUCUUUGGAAUCAUCUACUGCUUCUUUGGCUAUCGAUGCUUCAAGGCUGUGUUGUUUCUCACAGGCCUAAUGUUUGGCUCUGUGGUCAUCUUCAUGCUGUGCUACAAGGAGAGGGUGAUGGACACUCAGCUGAGCGUGGAGGCGUCCGUGGGCAUCGGCCUCGGCAUCGGGACCCUGUGUGGUCUGGUGACCAUGUUGGUCCGCAGUGUGGGGCUGUUUAUGGUGGGCCUGCUGCUGGGCCUGCUGGCCGGGGUGGCAUCACUGGUGGCCAUGGAGGAGUUUUAUCACCCUAAAACGGUGUGGGUUCCUCUGGGCAUUCUCCUGGGCUCUGGAACCUUGUUUGCUGUCCUCACUCUUCAGUGGCAGCGCUGCUUCGUCACCUUGUCCACAGCCACGUUUGGCUCCGCUAUCAUCACUGUCACGGUGGAUUAUUUUAUAGAGCUGUUUGCCUUGGUGCAGUACAUCUACGAGAGACUCAAGGUGGCGCCAAAGAAGCCAGUGUGCUGGUUUACAUGGGUCAUCUUGGGAGUCUGGCCUGUCCUGGCCCUUCUUGGAGUGCUGAUCCAAUGGAAAGUUACAGCUGAGGGAUUUUCUCACACAGAGGUGGUUCUGAGUCGGCAACAGCGGAGGGUCCAGCUCAUGCGAAUCCGUCAAAGGGAAGAGAGGCUGAAAAAGGAGAAGGAAAGCAAGAAGAAGAAAAAACGCCAGAGCCAGAAGAACAUCCUCAAGCAGAAGAGUCACACUCAUCACCACCACCAGCAUUACCACCACCCUGCAGCGUCCCAUCCUCAUCACCAAAGCCAGACCUCUCAGCCACCUAAAGUUCCUCCUCCUCCUCCUGCUCCUUCUCAGACAGAACCUGGCUACCACCGCAAGCCCAAUCCGAAAAGACGCUUUGAUGGAGAUGUGCUGUCUCCGAGCUACAUCAGGAGUUUCAGGGACAGACAGACUGACAGGCGGCCAUACUCCCACAGUCGAAUGAGUCGCUCUCGAAUGGCCGAACUGGACUACGACUGCGGAUCUCAAGUGCCCCUGACAGCCCACAACGGACCUGCAGUUCGCAUCUGAGCCAGGGAAUUGCACACAACAAAACAAGAGCACACAAUCACAAGCUACUUCAAAACUCUCAGUCACCACUAGGGAUGUCAAACCCUACGUUGCCGUGCCAACCCAAUCAACUGCCCAUUUACGAAACAGGAGCUUGUUAUGUUCCAAAGUUGGUAUGACCCAAACUGCUUCUCUUCUCUCAGAACUGUCAAAUGUUGAAUUUAUUUGAUGAGUUUGGCCCCGUUUUUUUCUUUGCGAAUUUCAAAAUGAAAAGAAAUUGUUUUGUUUUAAAAGCCCCAAGAGUUUUGGGUCAUUGUACACUUUAUUUGGCUCCCGAGUUAAUGUACUCUCCUUGAGGACACUGCGGGGAAAAAAGGAGCUUUUUUUUUUUUCAAGCUAACAAAGUAAACUAUUACAGUCAUAAGAAGUCCGUUCCAGUGGGAGUGUAGUGGGAAGGAAAAAUAAUCGCAACAAUGCACUUAACAUUCGUACCCCUCCAGAUAAAGCAGCAUCAUAUGUCUUUUAAGUCAGGGUAAUGAAUUUUUUUCUUUACCUUCACCGUUAUCUUUAGUCUGAAGGUAAUUACUGGACAAUGUGUUUUGUUUUAGGAUUCGGUGGGGGACGCUUUGCGUAAAAUGUCACACAACAAACUCCAAGGCAGCUCUUCCUCAUCACAUUUCCAUGAAAGGCCACCGUGUGAAGUUAAGCGUUCACGACGUCAGCAUUUUGUUAUCACUGACAGUAAAUUUAGAUGCAGUAGCGCAAGCCCUGUGCUACUUUAAAAAGAGGACCAAUUUUAGAUGUGAAGUGGAUUAAACAAAAACAGUCUUUUUUCUGUUUUCCACUCAUAAAUUAGUGUCAUUACUUGUAUUGUUGUCAUAUUCCAGGUAGAGUGUGUUUAUUUCUUAUAAUUUUCCUUCUAUAUAUGAUCCCCGAUUGUUCCAACCAGAGAUUUUAACAGGAUACACAAAAAACCUGUACUUUCAUUUUCUUUUCUUAUUCCCCUUGAUUUCAAAACGUUUUGUAUGUAUAGUAAUAGUGUUGAUACAUCUCCAAGUGCUCCCUUUUCUUCCGGUUAUGUCAAGAACGACUCACCUAUGUGGGAUUUGUUCAAGACAAAAAGCUGCUCUCUGAAAAUGGUCAUCCAGAAAUCUGUAUGUUGUAAAAAAAAAAAAAAAAAUAUGCAAGAGUUUUUGAAAUGUCAGUUUCUAUGUGUGAGUCGACAUAUGACCCCGUCUCUGAUGGAUGUUACCAAAUAUUAGCCAACGAGAGCGGGAUUCACUUAAAUUGCUGAGGUGUGUUCUGUACUCUUCCCCCCUCUUUUUUGCCAAUAUAAUGGUAUACUUGAAAAUAUGACUCACUGAUGUAUGUAUGAUAUGUUGUGUAAUGAAGAGAAGGUUUAAAAAGAAGCCCCCCCCCCCUCCCCGACCCCCCAUUCCUGGACAAAAGACGAUGGAAGCGUUUACAAUAGCGCCCUCUAAUGUUUACUGCUCGACGUGUCUUCUGGACUCCCUCUGUGUGUGUGUUUGUGUGCAUUUGCAUUAACAUGUUUCUCUCUUUGAAACUCAAAUGGGCUCCAUGGAUUGACAAUGUGUUACAUUCCAGGAACGGGAUUGCGAAAAGAAGAUUAUUGCAGAAGAAGAACUGUUUUCUACUUGAACCUAGUGAGGGUAAAAUACAACACAUCAGAAAUGACACAACCGGACAUACAAAAUUCAGCUUCUGAAUGGCUACUUGAAAUAUGUGAUAUGUGUAUUUUUGGUUUAUUGAACUACAUCCUUAAGUACCACUAAAUAAUGUGGGUACUUGGACUUGGCAGAGAGGACCAAUUAUUUCCAUCAUACAUCUUUAUUGCAUGACAAUACCUGUGUAAAUCGUCCAAUGUGUCGUGUCAUUGUUGCCAUGUGACAGUUUCAGACUUUCAGUUUAGUUUGUUGGUCCAAACUUCUCUUCUCUUCUCUUCAUUUACACUGUUAAAGGGCUUGAAAUGGAGGCAUCUAUUAUGUUAAGCCACCCACUAUUCUGCUGUAUUGAAUUAUUCCAGUAAUCUUUCACAGUAGUGGCUAUAAAAGUGUAAUUUUGGUUUGUUUACACCUCAGUCAUGCAUUGGUUUGUUUUUCUUUUUGACUGUGGUGCAAUUUUAAACAUUGUUAGCCUCGACUUGGAAACAAUAUGUAAAUUUGAAACGUCGCUCCCUCUUUUGGAGACAAAACUAAUAAUAAUUAAAAUUAUAUUGUUUAAUUUUUCUUUCUUACAACUACUUUCUGUUACUUCCUGUCAAAUCAUAGUCUGUAUGUUGGGGAAAUAUUUUGAUUGUACAUAUUGGCCUGUAAAUAAUCUUUUCAUGUACAAAUGUUUGGCUCCACUUUCAUAUUUACACCAUGGACAUUUAUGCAGCUUAUUCUUUUCUAAUGGAGUAGCGCUUUUAUGUUGUGAUUCUGUACUGUAUGUAUGUCAUUUGGCUCGGUGCAGUUGCGCUUGCUGUUUUAAUAUUUGACGAUGAAAAUUCAGCAAAGAAACUGAGCCUUGACUAUGAAUCUUCCUUUUCUUACACCCACUUUGAAUGUGUAUCAAUCAGCUGGUUAGUGUUAUAUUAUCAUUCUCAUUAUUAUUAUUAAGCAUGGACUUAUAUGGACCUAACAUAUGAUAAACAUUG